AUGGAGUUGGCUGAUGUCAUUCAGCAAAAGAAGCAGGCUUUACAGAAAUUAAAUGACUUUUAUGGCAAGAUGUCAACAACUAAUCCAAGUGAUUCAAGUCACCAGCGUCUUUUACAGAUUUCAGAAGAAGAGGUGGAGAAUCGUGUUUUCCAGAAUGUGUCUUUGUUGGCAAUCAUUGAACCGGCACUAAAGGAAGAAACCAUUCGUCAACUCACUAAAGAGUUACAGCGAAGGAUUGAAAGUGAUAAGACUCUGCUGCGAACUUACAAAUCCCUUGAAAAAAUGGUGGGAAAAUCAGAACAAUCAAGAAAAGAAGCAAUUGCUAUUACUCUGCACAAAUUUUUACAUGGAUACAGAACUGCCCUGGAAAUUUUGGAAGAAAAGAAAAAUAAAAUUUCAACAAGAGAAAAUAAUCAAAAUCGACUUUCUGAUGCUGGAAAUCCUUCUUUAGGAAUUCAACAUACAAUCGGAAAUUCAAGUCCAAUUGCUUCUGAUAUAACCGAACCAUUUGUCACAACGGCUGGACGCUGGCCUUUUGAUGAUGGCAUAACGAAUAUUGGCGGUUUGAGUUCAGCCUCAAAUGGACUCGAUCUUAUUAACCCGCAGAAUUUGACUUGCGAAGAAGAUUUUAAGUCAAGAUUUUUUUUUACUACGACACAGACAAAAAUUGCUGGAAAUAGCAACAAUUCAUCAAGGAAAUUUCAAGAGAACAAAUCAAAAGGUGUUAAUUAUUUUGUUGCAGCUGGUCGGAAAGUUUCAAAAAAUUAUUCUUGUGACCGCCGACGCAAACGAAGCACACUGGACGAUCUGGAAGAACUUAUAGCACCAGACAGAAAUGUUGGAGGUGAUGGUGGCAAUAGACAGAGCACUUGUGACAGUUUUGAAGAAAGUGUCACUUGCUCUUCAUCUCAAGUUGAUUCAACCAGCGGCAGUGGAGUUGAAUCUGCAGAUAAAGAACUUUUACUGCAAGAAUUACAAAAUCUGCGGAUUGAAUUGGAACAUUCUCGACAAACGAUUUGCAAAUUGCAACAAAAAGAACAUCAAUUACGAGACAGAUUAUCGGAACAAGCCCAUAAGCAGUUCACAAUUAGCAACAGUCAUUUUGAAGAUCUCUCUUUGAAUGAAAAGAGACCCACUGAAUUGAUCCGUCUCUAUGGUAAUCUUUAUAGUGAAACCAGAGUUGAUGCAGCUGAUGAUUUGGACAACUUGGCUGAAAUUUCAGAUUUUGACAAACUUAAAACCAAAAUUCUGUUUUCUGUUGUUGUUCUUGCUUUCCGUUCUACAUAUGAAUAUCUGCUUGAGUUGAAAAGCAAAGUACGUAAUCUGCUGCACAUCCAAGUUGGAGAUGUAAACAAUGAAAGUGCUGACCUACCAUCUCUCAGCUUAGAAGCAGAAAUUGAUGAUUAUAUACGAAAAACUGUUGAUCGUCAUGAUUGUUCAGCGAAUGUCGAGGAUGUAUGUUCCAAAUUAUACAUGGCCUUGUUUGACUACCCAUGUCUACGACAAAGUAAAGGAUUACGUCAAUACAUUGAGGAAUGUGUAAGAGUAGCUUGGGCAUUAAAUGUCCAAAAUCCACGCUACGUCAUCAGCUAUGACACAACCAGCUUUGAUCCCCACCUGCACACACGUUUUCACACUUCAGAACUGGCUAAGGAAGAAAUCUUAGAAUUUUUGUGGCCUGCUUUGCUUGAAGAAAAUGGUGCCUGCGUUUUCAAAGCAGUUGUUAUUACAUAA
Messenger RNA from Acanthosepion pharaonis, 1734 nucleotides. The record is from the annotation of a GenBank genome assembly. Lineage: Eukaryota; Metazoa; Mollusca; Cephalopoda; Sepiida; Sepiidae.